AUGGCCAUCCAGCACACUGCCGUGCUGCCAGCUCUGCUGGGCCUGCCAAAUGCGCAGGUGAAAGCGGGCAGAAAGUCUACACGACAUGGUGGAAAGCAAAGAUCAUUUGAAGACCCUAUGGGCCAUAGGGAAGAGCUGCAGAUAUGGCACGGUAGAAGGCAGGCUGCAGGCGGCAGCACCCAGCCACCCCCCAGCCCUGCGGCCAGCAGGGACUGUGGUGGUGCCAAGGAGCAGCAGAAGCAGGCUGGGCAGCAGCAGAGGGAGGGGAGAGGCAUGGGCUCUCUGCCAGCAACUACAGGCCAGGACUUGCUGUGGCUCAACCACUCUGGCAGCCCGUGGGCAGCAGGAAACGCCUGCAUGGCAGAUGGGCAGCGCGGCGGGGCCUUCGCCACCACCACGCUACUGGCGGCGCUCAUGGGGCUGCUGGUGCUAGCCACCAUGUUGGGUGAGUUCUGGGGUGCCGGGAGGAGCGGAGGGUUGGAGUCCGGGGCACUGCACCUGUCACCACCGAGCUUCUGCAUCCUCCUCUACAUCCCCUAUGCGCUGACGGGCGAGUGGAGACUCGGCCGGGGUUUGUGUAAGCUGUGGCUGGUAGCAGACUACCUGGUGUGCACCGCCUCUGUCUUCAACAUCAUCCGUAUCAGCUUCGACAGGUUCAUCUCGGUCACCAAAGUGGUCAGUUACAGGGCUCAGAAAGGGAUGACCAGGAAUGCAGUACUGAAGAUGAUCACUGUAUGGAUUGCUGCUUUUCUUCUCUAUGGACCAGCCAUUCUCAGUUGGGCACAAAUUCACCAAAAGAACAUCCUCCCUGAAGGAAAAUGCCAUGCAGAAUUCUUCUACAGCUGGUAUUUCCUAAUGAUGGCCUCUACUAUUGAAUUCUUUACACCCUUCAUCACUGUUAUAUAUGUUAACUUAAGUAUUUACCUCAACAUCAGGAAACACACACCCCUCAGAAAUGAAAACCUAUCACGUGGUCAAGAGGUCUGUGAAAUGAAUUUCCAGGGGGGAAAAAAGGAAACACACUAUUUUUUUUUAAAACCUGCUACAGACAAACACGAGAAGAGAGCAAGCAGCCUUUUUUCCCAAAAAAAGGCUUCAAGGCUCAGCCUACAUAAGCUUGACAAUCAGUCAUUAAAUUUGAAUAUCAGUCAAGACCUUCCGCCACUUCAGGUGGAAGUCCAGACCAAACCUCAUAGGAUUGGUUUCUAUAAAACUACAGAAAGCGUAUGCAACACCAACAGCAGAAUGGAUAUUGCUAACACUGUGGCAAAUAGAUUUAGACUUUCCCAGGGUAAAAGAGUAGCAAACUCUUUAGCAAUUAUUUUCUGUGUGUUUGGUUUGUGUUGGGCUCCAUACACACUUUUGAUGAUCAUCAGAGCAGCCUGCCAUGGGCAGUGUGUGCAGUAUUCACUCUAUAAGACUUCAUUUUGGCUUCUGUGGGUAAAUUCAGCCAUUAACCCUGUUCUACACCCGCUGUGUCACAUGGGCUUUAGGAAAGCCUUUAUAAAACUCAUCUGUCCAGGAAAAGGCAGACUUAUUCCUCAUAUUUUUAUGUAA
Phalacrocorax carbo (great cormorant) is the source of this 1557-nucleotide messenger RNA. NCBI's taxonomy places the organism in Eukaryota, Metazoa, Chordata, Aves, Suliformes, Phalacrocoracidae. The record is from RefSeq and is a predicted model, not a curated record.